GCAGUUUCUCGUGGACAUGAAUACUGAUAAUAAUAAACGUUUCCUGAGGAUUGACUAAUAUACGAAUAGAUCAUUGAUUAUAUAAAAAUAAUUGCAUUCUUUUCAACUAUCCUGUGAUAGUUAGUAUUAUUAUUAUUAUUUAUUUAUUAGAUCAAGAUCAUGGAUAAGCAAGAAAUACAGGAUCAAUACCUGAGAAUCAACAAAUUUUUUGGACAGCUAGUUGGUGUAUGGCCAUAUCAGGAAAGAUUUACCAAAUUUUGCAUACGAUUAACUAUAUUCGCCAUAAUAAUUCUUACUCUUACUACGCAGAUAUAUCAGGUAAUAGUGUUCUGCACAUUGGAUGCCUUAUCGAAUCAAUUGCCAUACUUAAAUGCUCUGUUUAUCCUCUUAUUCAAACAGUAUAAUUAUAUUUUAAACGAGGAUAAGCUCAGAGAACUUCUAAAUGACAUCGUAUUUGACCGGCUGAUGGUACGCUCGAAGAAAGAGUUAGAAAUUUUGAACAUGUAUUCAAAAAGGGCAACAACGCUCUGCAUUUUUUAUGAAGUUAUAGUAAUUUCCAGCGCGAUCAUGUUCAUCAUGAUACCGACUAUACCACCUAUUUUGAACAUCAUCAUGCCUUUGAACGAAUCACGAGACCGUGAAUUUAUCUAUCCAACCUAUUUUUUCAUAGACGAGGAAAAAUAUUAUUAUCCCAUAUUAACGUACAUGGCAAUAGUAAUAUUGAUAGUGUCUUCAGUGUACUUAGCCUGUGAUACAAAUUUGGUACAAAUUGUACAUCAUGGAUGCGCCUUGUUGGCAAUAAGCGGGUAUCAUUUCAAGCAUGCAGUGGAUGACAUGAAGUUUUCCAACGGAAAUUAUAUUGACCUCCUAAUGGAUGAAACUUAUAAAAAGGUUAAACAAUCUAUUAAAGCUCACAAAACAGCCGUUGAAUACGUGGACAAAAUCGAUGCCUGCCACAUAUAUUACUUCUUACUUAUCAUAGGAACGAUAGUAUUAGCUUUCACCGGUACUUUUCUAAAGUUGUCGACCAUGGAAAUAGAGAUUAGAUUCUUCACGUUCUGCGGAUACACUGUUGCUCAACUAACUCAUCUGCUUUUCUUAACGAUUAUGGGACAGUUUCUUAUAAAUGCCAACGAUGAAAUUUUUAAAACAAUAUAUGAAGCACAUUGGUACAAUGGUUCAUCAAGAACGCAAUCAUUAUACGUAUUGGUACUUCGGAAAUGUUUGAGUCCGCCAACAUUGACAGGAGGAGGCUUAAUUGCUUUGAAUUUAGACAGUUUUGUACAGCAACAUUCACGUUUACUAUGGCAGUAUUGUUAUAGACAUGAAAACCGAUGGAUCGGCUAUCAAUUGAACAGGAUCGUUGACGUCGUUAUUAUUGUUUAUAUGAUUAUGGACAAGCGGGCAAUAGAGGAUCAACAUCUGAAAAUCAAUAAAUUUUUUGGAGAGUUAGUUGGUGUAUGGCCAUAUCAGAAAAAAAUUUUCAAAACUUGCAUACGAUUCAUCACGUUUAUCAUAAUGAUUUUUAGCCUUGUAACACAGAUAUCACGAGUAAUAGUUUUCUACAGUUUGGAUGUUCUAUCGGAUCAAUUGCCAUAUAUCAAUGCAGGAAUUGUCACUUUAUUCAAGCAAUACAACUAUAUUCUAAACGAGGAUAAGCUCAGAGAACUUUUAAACGACAUUGUAUCAGACCGAUUGAUAGAAAGAUCGAAGGAGGAGUCAGAAAUUUUGGAAAUGUAUUCAAGAAGGACAACAGCGCUCUGCGCUCUUUACAAAGUUAUGGUAUAUUCCUGCGCGUUCAUGUUCCUCGUCAUACCGACUAUACCACCUAUUCUGAACAUCAUCGCGCCUUUGAACGUAUCACGAAGCCGCGAAUUUAUCUAUCCAACCUAUUAUUUCGUAGACGAGCAGAAAUAUUAUUAUCCCAUAUUGACGCAUAUGAUAGCAGUGAUAUUGGUACUUUCUUCGGUGUAUCUGGCCUGCGAUACAAAUUUGGUACAAAUUGUGCAUCAUGGAUGCGCCUUGCUAGCCAUCAGUGGGUAUCAUUUCAAGCAUGCAGUUGAUGAGGUAAAGUUUUGCGACGGAUAUUACAUCGACGCCUCAAUGGAUGAAACUUAUGUAAAAAUUCGGCAAUCGAUUAAAGCCCACAAAACGGCCGUUGAAUACGUGGAUAAAAUAGAUGCCUGCCACAUACAUUACUUCUUAGUUGUCAUAGGAAUGAUAGUAUUAGCUUUCACCGGUACUUUCCUAAAGUUGUCGACCAUGGAAGUGGGGAUAAGAUUCUUUACGUUCUGUGCAUACACUAUAGCUCAAUUAAUUCAUCUGUUUUUCUUAACGAUUAUGGGACAGUUUCUCAUAAAUGCCAACGAAGAAACUUUCAAAACAAUAGUGUGUAUGUAUGUACAUAGAUGUGAAGCACAUUGGUAUAAUGGUUCGUCGAAAAUGCAAUCAUUAUACAUAUUGGUACUUCGAAAAUGUUUGAGUCCGCCAAAAUUGACGGGAGGAGGAUUUGUUGCUUUGAAUUUAGACAGUUUUGUACAGAUUCUAAAAGCAUCAUUUUCAUAUUACACUGUAUUUAGAUCUUAAUAAAUUGGAAGAUUAAAAAUAUAAAAUAAAAAAUUCAAAAAAUUUGUUGAUGCAACUUAUUAGUAUUUAUAGCUAUUUGUAUAAUAAUAUAUUAAUUAUUAUUAUAAAGUUAACUAGAGUUAGUUAUUUGUUGUUUUACACAUAAAGUAUAUUUAUGUAUUAAAUAAAU
Molecule: messenger RNA, 2755 nt
Organism: Apis cerana (Asiatic honeybee)
Lineage: Eukaryota; Metazoa; Arthropoda; Insecta; Hymenoptera; Apidae
Biological process (GO): detection of chemical stimulus involved in sensory perception of smell; sensory perception of smell
Cellular component (GO): plasma membrane
Molecular function (GO): olfactory receptor activity; odorant binding
Source: RefSeq, a predicted model, not a curated record